This is a messenger RNA of Prunus mume (Japanese apricot), 1192 nucleotides long. RefSeq lists its product as uncharacterized. NCBI's taxonomy places the organism in Eukaryota, Viridiplantae, Streptophyta, Magnoliopsida, Rosales, Rosaceae. Gene Ontology annotation, cellular component: chloroplast thylakoid membrane. The record is from RefSeq and is a predicted model, not a curated record.
GUGCAAAGAAAAUCUCACCCUUCAAUUUUGAUUGAUGAGAGAGAAAAAAAACACAGAGCAAUAACUAACAACCAACCCAACCCUCAGCAACUCAGCCUUCCCUCCCUAAAAACCCUCAAAUGUUGCAGACCCAACACCUUCUCUGUUCCCAUUUCCCUAUCUGUCUCUCUCCUCCCCAAACCCACUUUCUCUUUCCCCCAAAUCUCUCAUCUUCUCCUCUCAAUUUUCUCUACAAACCCAUAAGUCUCUGCUCUGUCUCAGCCCAUUCUAGGCCCAGACCCGAACAAUGGCUAGCCGAAGCUCCAGAACCCACAACGAGUAUUCCUACAGCUCCAUACACUCCCUUAGAAUUCGCCCCAGAGGGUCCCGAAGAAUUGCCACCAUCUUCCUCUCCAGUAUUUGCUACCACAGAUGACCCUUCUUCUAUCCAAGUAGCUACCAGUGUUCUUCUCACUGGAGCCAUUUGUGUCUUCCUGUUUCGCUCUCUUCGACGUCGUGCAAGGCGUGCUAAAGAGCUGAAAUUUAGGUCUUCUGGAGUGAAGAAGUCGUUGAAGGAGGAGGCUUUGGAUAGCUUGAAGGCAUUGUCUACUGGUUCUGUUGAAGAAAAGGGUCCACCUUCACCUGUUCAGGCAUUGUUGGGUGGAAUAUCAGCCGGUGUCAUCGCACUUAUUCUUUAUAAGUUCACUACUACAAUUGAAGCAUCUCUCAACCGCCAAACAAUUUCUGAUAAUUUUUCGGUUCGUCAGAUUACAAUAACCAUAAGGACGAUUAUAAAUGGGUUGUGCUACCUUGCAACAUUUGUUUUUGGCAUCAACGCUGUUGGUUUAGUCCUUUAUGCUGGUCAGCUCGCCAUCAACUCCAUCAUGGAAGAUACAAGUACAGAAACUGAGAAUCAAGGUAAAGAGCAGUCAGGCUCACUGAAUUCAACGGUUGAGAGCCCCCCAAAUAGUGGUGUUAACAGCGGCAAGGAUGACCAAAGUUCAGAUGAGACACAAUAGAGGAGUAGAACCGUUAUUGACGCAGAGGAAUAGGUUUUUUUCCAUUUCCACCUCGUUCUAGGAAAAUUAUAUUUUCAAUGAAAUAGAUGCCAUUUCAGGCUUUUGUCUUUUUGUCAAUCUAUGCGCACUAAAUCCCUCUAUGCAAUUAGUAAACAUGAUUGUCAAAUAUGCAAUGGCCACUGAAGCUGCUUUUA